Messenger RNA from Linum tenue, 2528 nucleotides. The record is from the annotation of a GenBank genome assembly. Lineage: Eukaryota; Viridiplantae; Streptophyta; Magnoliopsida; Malpighiales; Linaceae.
UUAUCAUUAUUAUACAAUAUUUCAGAUCGUAAGCCAACACAAGAAAACUUAUAUAGAAUCAGUCAAUUGGUGUUGUCGCCCCCUCUCCCCUUUAGGAUCUAAUCCAAGAAGAAAGCAAGAAGCUUUUUGCAUAAAACACAUCGUCAUCCAAAUUUCUUCCUUCCACCUUCACUACCCAGAUCGCCUAAAUAUAGCAGCUUUUGUGUUUUUUUCAAUUUAUAAUUUCUGGGUUUCGUCUGAGGUUUGAGAAAGCUCUGAACUUUCUGAUUCUCCGUGGAAGUUUCUUUCCUGGGUUGUGUGUAAAAAUCUAGGCUAGAUUUGGGGGGAAUUUGAGAGAACUGUGGUGAGAAAUGGAUGGUUCGAGAGGGAGGAGGGUGGAGAAGAGAGGUUAUGAGCAGAGUGUUGAAGAUGAGAGUGAUCACUUGCCUGAUUCGAAAAAGCCCAAAAUGCCUGCUUUAGCAAGUGUGAUUGUGGAAGCUUUGAAGGUCGAUAGUCUGCAAAGACUAUGCUCAUCACUCGAGCCUCUCUUUCGUAGAAUUGUCAGUGAAGAAGUUGAACGUGCUCUCUCAAGGAUGGGAAGUGCUACAUUACCAGGAAGGUCGCCACCACCAAAAUUAACUGGUCCAGGAGGCAAGAGCCUACAACUUCAUUUCCGGACACGGAUGCCACCUCAUCUCUUCACUGGCGCGAGAAUCGAGGGAGAACAAGGAGCAGCCAUCCAUGUUGUCCUGAUAGACUCAUCCACAGGCAGUGUCGUCCAUAAUGGACCAGAAUCAGCAGCCAAAUUGAAUGUCGUGGUUCUUGAGGGCGACUUCAAUGAGGAAACUGAGGAAGACUGGACGGCAGAACACUUUGAGAACUACGAGGUCAAGGAACGUGAAGGGAAGAGACCAUUAUUGACAGGCGAGCUGCAGUUGGUCCUCAAGGAAGGCGUAGGAACUCUGGGAGAUCUCAGUUUUACUGAUAACUCGAGCUGGAUAAGGAGCAGGAAGUUCCGGCUUGGUGUGAAAGUUGCUAGUGGACAUUGUGAUGGGGUUCGUGUUCGUGAGGCCAAGACCGAGUCUUUUGCUGUUAAGGAUCACAGAGGAGAAUGUGAGUUUUUACUGAAACUGAUAGAAAAGUUCUUCUCUUAGUAGCCAUUGAUGUUGCUUGAGACUGAAGAAAUUUGUUUGAAUGAUGACAGUGUACAAGAAACAUUACCCACCAGCUUUACAUGACGAAGUUUGGAGACUGGAUAGAAUAGCGAAAGAUGGGGCGCUGCACAAGAAAUUGGUUAAGUCCCAGAUUGAGACAGUCGAAGAUUUCCUCCGGAUACUCGUUAGGGAUCCUCAGAAACUGAGAAGUAUUCUUGGAAGUGGAAUGUCGAAUAGAAUGUGGGAGAACACAGUGGAGCAUGCCAAGACUUGUGUCUUAGGAGGAAAGCUUUAUGUUUACUACACCGAUGGAGCUCAUAGCACAGGAGUUGUGUUCAACCAUAUAUGUGAGUUACGAGGCCUUAUAUCCGAAGGACAGUUUGUCGCCCUUGAAUCACUUGACCACAAUCAAAAGCUUUCAGUGGAUUCUAUAGUUAAGAGAGCCUAUGAGAACUGGCAUCAAGUAAUAGAAUACGAUGGCAAGGUCCUCACUGCUCUGGCAGCCAACAAGCCACCAAAGAAAGCCUUGCCUCCUCCACCUGUCGCCACGACUAACUACGACGCGCAACAACAUUUUGUAUCAAGCAAUCAAAACAAGCAACUCUACAUCUCCCCAGACCCGCCACAUCCAUCUCAGCUGAUCGACUUCCCGUUCGUAAGGCCAGAUCAUCACCAUCAAGCUACUUCAGCUACCAUUGCCCCUAUGAACAGCAGUAGUCAUCAUCAACAACAGCAGGCUGCAGCAUUGACCAGCAGCAGCAUGGACUUCAUGUCAGUGGGAACACCUGGGUACCAUUCAGGAGGAGACUUUUUCGCAGAGGAAAUAAGGAUGAGAAGCUUGGAGAUGUUGGAAGGAGACGAUAUGCAAAGGCUGCUAAGGUCAUUCGGCAUGGGAAUGGGUGGUGGCUUUGGGGGUGGGACAGGCUUUGGCGGACCUGGCGAUGGUGGUGGUUAUUCUUACAACAUUCAAGGAGGUGGAGGAGGAGGGUAUGAGCCUCAGAUGGAUCAAGUGUAUGCCUCUCAGGAUCGUGGAAGAAGUUCCGGGAAAGCGGUUGUCGGGUGGCUGAAGCUGAAGGCUGCAUUGAGGUGGGGGAUCUUUGUUAGGAAGAGGGCUGCAGAGAGAAGAGCUCAGCUAAUUGAGCUUGAUUGAAGAAAAGAAAUUCUUCUCUUUCAAUGUUUGGUGUCUAACAGUUCGAGUUAGGAGCUUUAUAUGAAUUCUUUUUAUGUUUGAUUGAUUCAAUGACUUGUUGAGAUACAUUGAUGAAUAUUUGAGGCCCUUUUUUUAACUUGACAGAGAGUGCAAGUGUGCAACUGCUUAAUAUUGAGAUUCUUUUGUUGAAAUAUAGUGUUACUGUUGUUAAAAUCAAAGGCAGGUUGAAGGAACUUGAAAGCUUU